Formica exsecta is the source of this 4968-nucleotide messenger RNA. It is a transcript of the gene slgA, whose product is annotated as proline dehydrogenase 1, mitochondrial. Gene Ontology annotation, molecular function: proline dehydrogenase activity; FAD binding. The record is from RefSeq and is a predicted model, not a curated record. Lineage: Eukaryota; Metazoa; Arthropoda; Insecta; Hymenoptera; Formicidae. Gene Ontology annotation, cellular component: mitochondrion. The transcript is spliced from 11 exons. The coding region runs from base 792 to 2720 and encodes 642 amino acids.
GGCGUAGCGGGAUCGCGGCGGCGGGCACGCUAAUCGGGGAACGAGGCGCGUAGGCGAGCUCCGGUCGGGACACGGCGCGUUAUAUUUAAGCCAUCCGCGGACCCGGCGCCCACGGUACGUACGUUGUCGGAUUGGUGUCCCCGGCGAACGAAAAUCAAUAUUUCCGUCGCGUUGCGAGGAAGAGAGAGAGAGCACAAGCGAACGGUCGCCAUUGCCGUAUACUAUUAUAUUCGCGCGCGCGUGUCUCUCUCUCUCUCUGACGUCGAUCCUCGUACUUUUCGGCGUCACGACGAACGAGGACGACGACGCGCAACCGCUUCCGCUCCGUCAUCGUCACCGGUCAGUCGCGCCGCGUCGCGACUCGUGUACGUGAGUUUCGUUGGACACGCGCACGUUGUGCAGCCACAAGGAGAGAACCAGCCAGCGGUACACCAGUAGCAGCGGCGGCACCGCUUCGUACGAGAAUCUCGUCUGCCUCUGUCAUAUUUGAGGAUCUCCGAUUCGAUCGCGGUAGGUUCGAUUUAUCGUCGCCGAUCAUUCUCUUUCCUAAUCCUGCCAUCCUCUCUUUCUCAUUGCUCGUCUUCGUCCGUCAAUCUGAAGGAGAGCCGAAGCAGCCUCGGUGAGAAGACAGUCGCAAGCGCGAUAUCCCGUUCCGGUAGCGCGGAAACCGCGCCGUCGACGGUCUCUCUCGCGUUCGCUAAUUCGCUUUUCUCUUCCUUUCCUCGCACUCUUCCCUUUUCUCAUUCCUCCUCCUCCUCCUCUACCUCCUCCUUCGCACUCUCGCCGAAACGAUGGCGUUUCUGAGGAGCGUUUCGCGACGAUGUUGCGCCGGAAAGAAGCUGAGCAAGUGCGGCGUGCCGCCGUUGCCCGUGGUCGGCCUCCUGGAGAACGCGGCGGCGUCGGCGGCGAUGGUGACGAGGACACCGUCGUUGCGGCUGGUUACACAGGUGCGCGACGACACGCGCGGCUACGCGACCUCCGCCGCCGACGCUGCCACUGACGUCAAGAAGCAGCAGCCGGCAUCGCCUCGGCAGAUCGACCCACUCGAUUUGAAGUUUAACGACCCGAUCGCCGCGUUCAAGAGCAAGACCACCAAGGAGCUGAUGCGUGCCUAUAUCGUCUAUCAGAUGUGCUCUAUCGAAUAUAUUGUGGAGAAUAAUAUGAAGGUCAUGAAAUUGACAAAAAUGAUGUUAGGCGAAAAGCUAUUCACAAAGCUUAUGAAGGCAACGUUUUAUGGUCAUUUCGUCGCCGGGGAAGAUGAAGUGCAGAUCACACCAGUUUUGGAGAGAUUGCGGCAAUUUGGCGUAAAACCGAUUCUUGAUUAUUCCGUCGAAGAAGAUAUCUCGCAGGAGGAGGCCGAGCGGCGCGAAAUUCAAGCCUCAGUAUCAGAAGCGGGUGACGUAAAGAGGGAAGGCCCGCUGAAAAAGUAUCACGUGGAGAAGUCAUUCGCCGAUCGGCGGUACAAAGUGUCAUCGGCUAGGACGUAUUUCUACCUGAAUGAAGCGUCCUGUGAGCGAAACAUGGACAUAUUUAUCAGGUGUCUGGAGGCUGUGGCGAGUGCUUCGAUGGGCAUGGGCAUCACAGCCGUCAAAUUAACCGCGCUUGGCCGGCCGCAGCUUUUGCUUCAAUUGUCAGAGGUAAUCAUGCGCGCACGGCAGUACAUGUCCGACGUUAUUGGUGGCGAGGGUGCCAUUCUGGCCCACCAUGUGAAACCUGAUGAUUUUAGGAAAAAAUUCGAGGAAGCACACAUCAAAGACGAGGAAUCGGUGCAAAAGUUCCUUCAGAAAAUGCAAUCGGAUAAAGAAGGUGUGAUUCAUCUCUUCCCGUGGAGCGGUAUUUUAGACGAAAAUUAUGAACUAAGCGAAACUUUCCAAGUACCUGAUAUUAAAACGGGCAAAAUGGUCAGAUUAAUGACACAGCUUACGACUAAAGAGGAAGAAAUGUUUAGGAAUAUGAUUAGACGAUUAAAUAAUAUCGUCACGGUGGCUGAUAGUCUAGACGUUCGUAUUAUGAUAGAUGCAGAACAGACGUAUUUCCAACCGGCCAUUUCUCGCCUGACGCUGGAGAUGAUGCGCAAGUACAAUACGAAAAAGGCUGUGGUAUUCAAUACUUACCAGACGUAUCUGCAAGAGGCAUAUAACGAGGUGAAAACGGACCUCGAACAAUCGGAACGUCAAAAUUUUUAUUUUGGUGCUAAACUUGUACGCGGCGCGUAUAUUGAACAGGAAAGGGCGAGAGCGGCAGCUAUGGGUUAUCCAGAUCCCACGAAUCCCACAUAUGAGGCGACGACAGAAUCCUAUCAUAGGACGCUCAUGGAGUGCUUGAGGCGGAUGAAACAGUAUAAGGACAAAGGAGUCGAUCCUAAGAAAAUAGGAAUUAUGGUCGCCUCGCAUAACGAGGAUACUGUACGUUUCGCGAUCGAGAAAAUGAAAGAAAUCGGAAUUUCACCGGAGGAUAAGGUUAUAUGUUUCGGUCAAUUAUUAGGAAUGUGCGAUUACAUAACAUUUCCAUUAGGUCAAUCCGGUUACUCUGCGUACAAGUACAUCCCGUACGGACCAGUUAAGGAAGUGUUGCCAUAUUUGUCGCGGCGCGCGCAAGAGAACCGGGGUAUACUGAAGAAGAUUAGGAAGGAGAAACGCUUGCUACUAAAUGAAAUCACAAGACGUAUAGUGCGCGGCAAGAUCUUUUACAAACCCAAGGGCAAUUAUACUCCAGUUUGAGCAGUUGAUCUGUUUAGUUGCACAGAGACAGGAUUUUAAGUAUCAAAUUUAAGUAGUGAUUGUAAAUUAUUGAGAACUCUCCCAAAAGAUAUGGGCAGAAUAUUCGGACUGAAGUAACUGAUUAAAGUAACUUGACGAACCUGUUGCUGUGGUAUUCGAAGGAAAGAGCGGCAUGCGUGCACACGCGCGAACGCGAGUGUGUGAAAACUUACGGUUAUACGCCCAGUGUUAUCCAUUACACAAAAAUUGCCUUGGUGUUAUAUUUUCGAAUGCAUCGGUGCUCAAUGCUGCUGGUAAAACUAUAGUAUUAUAACUAUAGUAUUCGUUGUUCGUUUUACUCGUUAUAGUCAAAGAAAAUGAUUGUGCUACAAUUAGUUUCGUCAGAGAAUGCGUUUUCACAAAAAUCGGAUAAAGAGAAUCGAAACUUAAUUGGUUUUUUACGCUUAAAGUAUUGAAAAUUAACGAUAGUUACUUUAACACGUAGCUCGUGAUAUUUUCUCUAUGCAAUAUUAAAGAAUCGAUUGGAUCGGCAGCUUGUUCGAUGCGAAACAUCGACCGUCGGGAGAAAAUAGGCUCUGGUUUUUUAGCACAUUCGUUUCAAGUUCUACAAUUUCUUUGAGAAUCUCGUCGAAUAUUUUCCAUAUGUAUAUAAUACACGCGCGCAUCAAUUAUUUAUGAUCGUGUUUACGUAAUAUUGUCUUAUCGUCCAUAGUAUCUGUAACAGAGUAAAAAAGAUGGAAAAAAGAAACAAAGGACAUCGCUCAUGAGUAUUUGAAUGACAACACCUGCGAUUUAUUACCAUCUCGACGAUUAUUGCUUACGGUGAACGUAUGUAGGAUAAUCGAGAUGCAUAUAGUUACCAGGAAGGAACGGAUAGUGGCUGCAUCGCAUGCAUUUCCAUUAAGAUGUAACAUUACCGACGAAUCUUUUAGUAUGCGGUGUAUGCGACAAUGGAAGACCGAUUGGGAAAAAAAUAAAUAACAUACGUAUUACGAAAAGAUGGUUCUUAGAAAUGCUACAAAAUAACCGGAUGAAAAUGUAAUGAGAUUCAGAGGUAUCUCUUUCCAAAUGCUUUUGGUAAUACGAAGCAGAAGAGAAAAAGAGUGUUGUUUUUAACAUGCGUGUUUAAUACACGCUUGUCGUACGAAAGUAAUCUUGUGCUGACAUGGCGAUAACGAAAGUCAGGGAAAUCUGUGAGCAAAGUAUUUUUUUGUGAUACGUUAAUAAUUGUAGAUAAGUCACACACAUACGUAUACAAAAUAUUAGUCCCACUUUGCUUCAGCCUAAAAUUGCUUUCUCGCGUUAUUAAAUAAAUCCGUAAAAAAAGCGUACGGCGCUGUUGAAGAACAUUACAAGUAAUCGCAGUAAUAUCGAUAAAAUAUGUAUGACUCUACUUCGUGAUCCUCAUUUUUUUUCCAAGGAAAAAGUUAAGGGAAGAUCGAUUUAUAAUUCAGAAAUAAUGAAUUUUUGCCGUGAUUUGAAUAAAAUUUUUAAGUACUAACGAAUCCUUUUUAUCCGUUACAAGAGAAUUUAUAUUCUGAAAAAAAAAUUUAUUGCGAGAUUAGGCAAUGAUCAAUGGAAAGGAAAAUCGUCCGAUCAGAGAUAUAGAUAUAAAAUUUAGUAUUACUCUAAUCUCUAAUUGAUACAAGGCUGUAAUUCGCGACUCCGGAAAUAACGAUCACACGUAACAUCAACAUCAGUUACAAUACUUUAGCCUAUAAGAUUGUACGAACAUUUCCACGGGGGUUGCAUAGCGCAUUUUGAUGUUCUCAGGCCAGUAUUUCUCUGAUGCUCGCGAUAGAUGACUCGAUAAUGUAUUCGAUGAGUACUAUUUUAUUAUUAUUUUUCUUAAUUAUAUCGCACUCACGUGGAUUGUCAUGAUACUCAACGCAUUAUUUCGUUUGUCGAGCGAUUUGUACGCGAAUAUGGAUUUAUGAUCUCUUAUUUUGUUCUUUUUGCUAUCUAUGUUAGAAGCGAAAGCGUUUAUGUUCAGAAUGUUGUAUAUGUAGCCUACAUUUAUAUAUGAUUAUAAUAAUUCAAACGAAGUAUAUUGUGUAGGGUCUUUACUCGCUUCGUAGAGACGCACUGCGUGCGCGAUGUUGAUUGAAGAAGAGCAAAAACAAGAGUUACAAAGCGGGUCUAAAAAAUCCUUCUGCAAAUCAUGUGUUACAUGCAAAUAUUAGAAAAGAAAAAAAAAAGAAACAUGAAUGAUGAAAAAAAAUAAAUAAAGAGGCAUUGUUACAAGUUA